AUGCAAGGUUUGGCUAUUGGUCAGACUGAUGGCAACGCCAACAGCAACGCCCAAGAACAUGGGUACGUCCCACCUCAUUUGAGGAACAGAUCGAGAGGUCCAAGCCCUGCUGCUGGCAACGGUGCUCCAGCGCCAAGCCGUGGUGGUAACGGUGGCGGUUUCUUUGGCUUUAGCGACAGACGCAACGGUGGUGGUGGCGACGGCGACAGAGGCGGCUUUUUCAGCAACAACGGCAGCAGAGGCGGUGCCCGCGGUGGUGCUGGCGGUGCCGGGAGAGGCAGAUGGGUUGGUGGGAAGCAUGUUCCAGGUGCCUCCAACAAGAGAAUCGAGUUGCAACUGUUUGGUGAAGCUGACGAUCCAGCUUUCCAAUCUUCCGGUAUCAACUUUGACAGUUACGAUGACAUCCCAGUGGAGGCCACUGGUGAGAACGUUCCUGAACCCAUCACUGAGUUCACUGCUCCACCACUAGACGACUUGCUGAUGGAGAACGUGAAGUUGGCUAGGUUCACCAAGCCCACUCCUGUCCAAAAGUACUCCAUCCCAAUCAUUUCCAUCGGUAGAGAUUUGAUGGCCUGUGCCCAGACUGGUUCCGGUAAGACUGGUGGGUUUUUGUUCCCAGUCUUGUCCGAGUCCUUCAAAGUCGGUCCAAGUGUCGUUCAAGGUAACGAGGGCUACUCGUACCAAAGAAAGGCGUACCCAACAGCCGUAAUCAUGGCCCCAACGAGAGAGUUGGCCACCCAGAUUUUUGACGAGGCCAAGAAGUUCUGUUACAGAUCGUGGGUUAACCCCUGUGUCGUCUACGGUGGUGCCCCUAUCGGGAACCAGCUGAGAGAGAUGGACCGUGGUUGUGACUUGCUAGUCGCCACCCCUGGUAGACUGAGCGAUAUGAUCGAGCGUGGUAAGAUUUCUUUGUCCAACGUAAAGUACUUGGUUCUAGACGAAGCUGAUAGAAUGUUGGAUAUGGGUUUCGAAAUCCAAAUCAGACAAAUUGUCGAAGGCUGUGACAUGCCCCCAUCCUCUGAAAGACAGACUCUGAUGUUCUCUGCCACUUUCCCAGCAGACAUUCAGCAUUUGGCCCGUGAUUUCUUGAGACCAGACUAUAUCUUCUUGUCCGUUGGUAAAGUUGGUUCGACCUCUGAAAACAUUACCCAAAGAGUCAUGUACGUCGAAUCCAUGGACAAGAAGUCCGCUCUAUUGGACUUGUUGGCCUCCUCUGAACCUGGUCUAACUUUGAUCUUUGUUGAAACGAAGAGAAUGGCCGACCAGUUGACCGAUUUCUUGAUCAUGCAAAACUUGAGAGCCACUGCUAUUCACGGUGACAGAACUCAAAGUGAAAGAGAACGUGCGCUAGCCGCUUUCAAAUCCGGUCGUGCCAACAUCCUGGUCGCUACUGCUGUCGCUGCCAGAGGUUUGGAUAUCCCUAACGUUACCCACGUUAUCAACUAUGAUCUACCAGGUGACAUUGAUGACUACGUCCACAGAAUCGGUAGAACUGGUCGUGCCGGUAACACCGGUUUGGCUACCGCCUUCUUCAACAGGGACAACGGUAACAUUGUCAAGGGCUUGAUCGAGGUUUUGUCCGAAGCUAACCAAGAUGUCCCACAAUUUUUGAACGACGCCUCCAGAGACUCUGGGAGAAGCGGCUCGAACAGAAGCAGAGGUGGCUUCAGCCGGAACAACAGCAACAGAGAUUUCAGAUCCCAAAGAGGUGGCUCAUCUUGGGGCGGCUCCAGAGGUGGCUCUGGAUCCUCCUGGGGUGGUUCUGAAAGAUCCAGUGGUGGCUGGGGUAACUCCUCCGGUGGUAACAGUUCCGGCUGGUGGUGA
Molecule: messenger RNA, 1824 nt
Organism: Huiozyma naganishii CBS 8797
Lineage: Eukaryota; Fungi; Ascomycota; Saccharomycetes; Saccharomycetales; Saccharomycetaceae
Gene: DED1
Product: DEAD-box ATP-dependent RNA helicase DED1
Exons: 1
Coding region: 1-1824 (607 amino acids)
Cellular component (GO): nucleus
Molecular function (GO): RNA binding; RNA helicase activity; ATP binding
Source: RefSeq, a predicted model, not a curated record